AUGGCUGUUCCCUCCGGUGGGGUGACGCGGUGCCCCCCCCGGACCCGCGGCUGUUCCGCUGUGUUUUGGUGCCUUUUCCUGCUGGUUUUCUCCGUUGCUUUCGCGAGUCAUGAAAGCGAUGGAGAGGUCUCGGAUCUUCCAAACAACAACAGCAGGACUCAUAAGAAGGCGUUUCCCGUGUUGUCCUUCAACUACAGCCAUGUCCGAAAACCCUUUGAGAUCUCCAUGUGGAUCCUCCUGGCUCUGCUCAUGAAACUGGGUGAGUUCAGGACAUUACUGGUCUCAUUCUCAUGUCACAAACUAAAGCAGAACUAA
Molecule: messenger RNA, 315 nt
Organism: Knipowitschia caucasica
Lineage: Eukaryota; Metazoa; Chordata; Actinopteri; Gobiiformes; Gobiidae
Source: the annotation of a GenBank genome assembly